AUGGCCGGUGGGGGAUUCUCCAUUGAUGCCCCAGCCAUUGGCUACAAUGGCAAAAUAACAAUCUCAGUUGUGCUCAGUUGCAUCGUUGCUGCAUCCAGUGGACUCAUUUUUGGAUAUGAUCUCGGAGUUUCAGGAGGUGUGACAACGAUGGUACCGUUUCUUAAGAAAUUCUUCCCAGAAAUACUGAGAAAGGCUGCUGGUACCGAAGUCAACAUGUACUGUGUGUAUGACAGUCAAGUGCUGACAUUAUUCACAUCUUCCCUCUAUCUAGCUGGGUUAGUCUCAUCUCUCGCAGCUAGCCGAGUCACGGCGGCGUUGGGUAGGAGAAACACCAUCAUGUUGGGUGGUACCAUCUUCUUUGCCGGUGGUGCCAUUAAUGGAGGAUCUGAAAAUAUUGCUAUGCUCAUCUUGGGCCGCAUCCUUCUUGGCCUUGGGGUCGGUUUCACUAAUCAAGCUGCGCCGUUGUACCUUUCUGAAAUCGCUCCACCCAAAUGGCGAGGCGCAUUCAACACGGGGUUCCAAUUCUUCAUAGGAGUUGGAGUGGUUGCUGCAAGCUGCAUAAACUAUGGCACAGCCAAGCACACUUGGGGUUGGCGACUCUCCCUUGGCCUUGCCGUGGUGCCUGCAGCAGUAAUGACAUUUGGAACCUUUCUUAUAACUGACACUCCCAGCAGCUUGGUGGAACGUGGCAACAUAGACCAAGCUAGAAAAGCCUUGCACAAAGUCAGAGGAUCCACCAUCGAUGUUGAACCUGAGUUAGAAGAACUCAUUAGAUUGUCAGAAAUUGCAAAAUCUGUGGAGGAGGAGCCCUUUAAGACCAUAUUCAAGAGGCAGUAUCGACCUCACUUGGUCAUGGCAUUUGCAAUCCCAUUCUUUCAAACACUUACAGGGAUCAGCAUAGUCGCAUUCUAUUCACCCAACAUCUUUCAGUCUGUGGGUUUAGGACACGAUGCAGCUUUACUUUCUGCCGUUAUACUUGGACUCGUCAACCUUGGUUCUAUCCUCGUAUCCACUGCUUUUGUUGAUCGGUUUGGUCGAAGAAUCUUGUUCAUUACGGGUGGCAUUCUGAUGUUUUUAUGUCAGAUUGCGGUGUCAGUUUUGCUAGCAGUGGAAACUGGUGUUCAUGGUACGAAGCACCUAUCGAAGGGCAAUGCUGUGCUGGUAUUGGUGCUACUGUGUUUCUACGCAGCAGGUUUUGGUUGGUCAUGGGGUCCUCUUACGUGGCUAAUUCCAAGUGAAAUUUUCCCCUUAAAAAUCAGAACAACUGGACAAAGCAUAGCUGUUGCUGUGCAGUUGAUAACCAUAUUUAUUUUAUCACAGACAUUCUUGACAAUGCUAUGUCACUUUAAGUUCGCCGCCUUCUUGUUCUAUGCGGUUUGGAUUGCAGUGAUGACCGUCUUUGUUAUAUUUUUCUUGCCCGAGACCAAAGGAAUUGCUUUGGAGUCUAUGUACACCAUAUGGGGCAAACACUGGUUUUGGCGCAGGUUUGUUGUUAAAGGAGAAAUUGACCAACAUAAUCUUCCAUGA
Messenger RNA from Gastrolobium bilobum, 1527 nucleotides. Its product is annotated as sugar transport protein 5-like. The record is from RefSeq and is a predicted model, not a curated record. The transcript is spliced from 4 exons. Gene Ontology annotation, cellular component: membrane. Gene Ontology annotation, molecular function: monosaccharide transmembrane transporter activity. Gene Ontology annotation, biological process: monosaccharide transmembrane transport. NCBI's taxonomy places the organism in Eukaryota, Viridiplantae, Streptophyta, Magnoliopsida, Fabales, Fabaceae. Bases 1 to 1527 code for a protein of 508 amino acids.